UCAAUUUAUACGUAAACCCAGGUCAAGUUAUCUCGCUACGACAGACAAACUUCUCUUAAGACCAGUUGACUCAGCACAGCGUCAGCACACUAGUUGUAAAGCGACACUCUGCUCCACGCACACUAAAGCCAAAGCGACUCAUCUCUAGUAUUUUUCCACCCCCCUGCCGUUUUUAGACAAAAUGGCAAACAAGCAGAAGAGGAAAAACAAGCAGAAGCAGUCCAGUAACUCAUCGUUUCUGCAAAGUAAAGCACUGACAUCAUCCCUUUCUUUCGCGGACGGUACCGAGGAUGGCCUUCUGCCAAGUGACAAAGUACCUGCUCCGCAGGAGGUAUCAUCCACCGCAGCACCUCCCGCAAAGCCGGUUGGCCUGUCAAGAAACGUAGCUGGUUUGCAGUUCAUGCGGAAAAGCCGAGUGACAUCAGCGACUACAACACCUUCGCAGAGGACAGGAGUGAAUGCGUCGGGUGCAGCUACAAGACCUGGAACUACUACUCCCGCCGGUGCGACGGCGAGAACAGCACCGGGGCAAAAUUCUGCUGGUUCAUCGGCUGCUGCAGUUCAGCAGGAACAAGCGGGUAUCAAUCCCGCGGAGCAGGGACCAGGUCAUCUUGAACUACAGCCAGUAACCCUACCAGAGCAGUGGGUCUUGCCGGGGUACGAGGAGGAAUGCGCCAGAACGGACAACAUCCGCGAUCCCUACGAAAGGGUCCCUACGAAAGAGGAGCAGGUUCUUUCUAGCGGACAGGCGAAUAUCAGCACGAAGAAGAUCAAGCCCUUCGGUCGGCAAUCUUUCAAUGGAUGCAAUCCGCACCUGGAGGCGUUUCUGGUCGCGAGGAAAGAUCAGAAGCGAGGCCGAGACGAUUUGGAGCAAGCAGAAUUGCUGAUGAAAUUCAAAAAGCAGAGGACGAAAUGAAGAAACUAUUUACUUUCUUCAUGCGACGACCAAUUGUAUUUGUACAGAAGCAUUUGCAUUCGCAGUCGCAGCAUUGAAUAUUUGAGUCAGUCCUUUCAGAAU
Molecule: messenger RNA, 1018 nt
Organism: Amoebophrya sp. A120
Lineage: Eukaryota; Dinophyceae; Syndiniales; Amoebophryaceae
Source: the annotation of a GenBank genome assembly